UACGCAUGCGCCAAAGACCACCCACGACUCAUGUAGUGGCUACAUGAGGGACUUUCCCUUGCAAAUGUAUUUUCAUGGCAAGGUAAUAAAAUUUAUGUAUACAGCCUCAAAUGCUGCAAUGGCGUAUCUAGGAAGACCAGAGGAGAGCUUCAGAUCAUCGCUCAAUACUACUUAUCCGAAGAGGAAUGAUAUAAUGUCUUGGAGAAGGAAAAAGCGGUCUUCACCAGCCGUCAACUGUGACUAUGACAACCAGAGCUCUCCUUGCAAACGUUUUGCGCCUGAAGAGCUUGUCACAGCUUACCUCAGGGAUCUCAAUCUGUCCUCCCCCCCUCCCACACCAUCACGCCCCCUCCUCCCACCCCCACACCAUCACACACCCCACAGCUCACACCCUCACAUCAUCACAGCACCUCACACCCUCACAUCAUCACACUCCCUCUUAGUAGCAUCGCUCACUGAAUGUCCCGGACUGGUCGGAACUAAUGGCUACUCUAUCGAGAAUCAAGUACCCUCGGACGCAUGGCACAACUUAGGACAACCAAUCGCUACAUGGGAGACCACAGGUGUGGAUAACGAGACUACAACGAGAGGGUCGUCCCCAUUGCUACUGAUUGAUGACACCUCCUGUCGUGGUAGCCAGGGGAGGGGGGAAGAGGCUAGUCCCCCAGUGUACCCUAUACAAGCAACCACAAGCACUAACAGACAAUGGACCAUUCCCCACAAUCCCUCAUUAUUCUCUUCCACAUCCGUCCACCAUCUUUUGCCCGAUUGCAAUGAGCAAAUGUCGAAUGAUCAAUAUACGGAUGACAAUGGACACUUCUUACAAGGGGACAGCCCCCCUUCCCACAAGACGUCUCCACUGACUCCACCAGAAGGCUCUCCGGUUCAACACACCUUGCCGUGGCGACAAGUAACAAUUGAAGAGGCCAGCUCGGACAGUAGUGAUGGUACGAGUGAUGGCCCUGAAAGGCCGCUGUCGCUAUGGAUAGCUCCUGAGCUGAUUAAAUGUGUCGAGAAGGGAAUUAGCAAUUCUUUACCUCAGAGCCUGUUAGAGAAAUACAACAAACCAGUUGGCAUGGAGCUCGUGUUGUGGGUGGACCAAAGUACUCUAUUCAGUGAUACUAAGGAAAUGGAGGAAGUGGAAAUGGUUGACUCGGCAGAACCUAUCUGGGACAAUUCUGACAUGGAUUCAUAACUGUAAAUAGUAGAGAAAUGAACCAACAAAUCUACUUGUACUAUUUCCUUGUUUAAGCUUUAAUAUCAUAUUGAAAUCAUUAUGCCAUAAUUUAUCAAAUAAUUUUGACCAUUCA
Molecule: messenger RNA, 1310 nt
Organism: Halichondria panicea
Lineage: Eukaryota; Metazoa; Porifera; Demospongiae; Suberitida; Halichondriidae
Exons: 8
Coding region: 44-1195 (383 amino acids)
Source: RefSeq, a predicted model, not a curated record